This is a messenger RNA of Zerene cesonia (dogface butterfly), 3156 nucleotides long. It is a transcript of the gene Nt5b, whose product is annotated as cytosolic purine 5'-nucleotidase. Gene Ontology annotation, molecular function: 5'-nucleotidase activity. The record is from RefSeq and is a predicted model, not a curated record. Bases 318 to 2039 code for a protein of 573 amino acids. Lineage: Eukaryota; Metazoa; Arthropoda; Insecta; Lepidoptera; Pieridae. The transcript has 14 exons.
ACACGCGAAUGCUUUGCCGCUUGAUAACGUCGCAUUGUCUUUAAUUGGUAGUUACGCGCGUUUUCGUAUUCAUAAUCGUAUGUUCGGUAGAUGUUUUUUUGUUAUAAGCACAUUUAAUCACCGCCAGUUCAAGUCAGUGCCACCGUGACGAAUCGUAGACAAAGUAAUCGCAACACCAUCUCUACAUUUGGUAUUACAAACGAGUCCGUACUAGUGUUACUAGAUAAAAAAAUUAAGUUGUGUUUACUAACAUUGGAAUACAAGUUGAAAGCGAAAGCGGGAGUGUGUUAAAUAUAUAAUCGUUGAACUGUAAUGCCAUGAGGUAUCAAGAGCUAAUGGCGAAUGGAACGUCUGAAUAUUCUCCGGCCAAUGGUUCCUCUUACGGAAAGGGAGACCGAUAUACGGCAGCUCCAAAUGAGAUCUUUGUGAACAGAUCGCUGCAUUUAGAAAAUGUCAAAUUCUACGGCUUCGACAUGGAUUACACUCUGGCAGAGUAUAAAUCGCCACAGUAUGAAACGUUAGGAUUCAACUUGACCAAAGAGAGAUUAGUGAACAAAGGGUAUCCGCAAGAAAUUCUGGAAUUCGAAUACGAUCCAUCGUUUCCAGUGAGAGGUCUAUGGUUCGACACGUUGUACGGUAACUUGUUGAAAGUGGACGCGUACGGUAACAUUCUUGUGUGCGUGCACGGUUUUGAAUUUCUUAAACAUUCUCAAGUAUAUGAAUUAUAUCCUAACAAAUUCUUAACAUUGGACGAAUCUAGAGUGUACGUACUCAACACAUUGUUCAAUUUGCCUGAGACUUAUUUGAUAGCGUGUUUGAUAGAUUUCUUCACGAACUCUCCGCAAUAUACAAGAGAAAAAACCGGGGUAAGAUGCGGAGAUCUGGCCAUGUCGUUCAAGUCCAUAUUCCAAGAUGUAAGGAAUGCGGUGGACUACGUGCACAUCCACGGGGACCUCAAGAAGAAAACCAUAGAAAACCUAGACUUGUACCUGAAGAAAGAUGAAAGGUUACCGACUUUCUUGUCCAGGAUACGAGACAGCGGCUCCAAGUUGUUCAUACUGACGAACAGCGAUUACAAUUUCACAGACAAGAUUAUGAACUAUCUGUUUGAUUUCCCGCAUGGCGCUAAGCCCGGUGAGCCACACAGAAACUGGAAGACAUACUUCGACUGGAUCGUAGUGGAUGCUAAGAAGCCACUGUUCUUCGGCGAAGGUACCACGCUGAGGCAAGUGGACACACGCACGGGCGCUCUGAAGAUGGGCCACCAUGUGGGGCCGUUGCACGAAGGACUCGUCUACUCUGGAGGUUCAUGUGACGUAUUCACCGAGCUUAUAAGCGCGAAAGGCAAAGACGUGCUAUACAUCGGCGACCACAUAUUCGGCGAUAUCCUCAAGUCGAAGAAGAUCGGGGGUUGGCGCACGUUCCUCAUAGUGCCGGAGUUGGUCCAGGAGUUGCACGUAUGGACCGACAAGUGCCAGCUGUUCGCGCAGCUGCAGAACUUGGAUAUACAGCUCGGAGAUAUGUACAAAGAUUUAGACUCGAGUACAAAAGAGAAGCCGGACAUAUCGAAGUUACGCGCCGCCAUCCGUGACGUCACGCACAAAAUGGACCUCGCGUACGGCAUGCUAGGGUCGCUAUUUCGAUCUGGAUCUAGACAGACUUUCUUCUCUUCACAGGUGGUAAGGUACGCGGACCUGUACGCGGCAUCGUUCCUCAACCUGAUGUACUACCCGUUCUGCUACAUGUUCCGCGCGCCCGCCAUGCUCAUGCCGCACGAGUCCACCGUCGCGCACGAGCAGCGCUUCACCGUCGACACGCCCACCAUCGACAGAUCCCGGCAAACAAGUGCACAGAGAGCAUUCAGUACAACAUACAUCGCUGAAGUGUCUUCCGAAGAUGUCUCAACUUCCCAGGAGGUCAACGAUACUAAGAAUUCGGCGUCAGUCCCGCACGUGCGGCCGGAGACCCCGCGGCGGCUCACGCACACGCACGACGAGGACUGCUCGGAUGAUGACGACGUGGCCAAGGGACACAAGUAGGCACGGGGUGGUCAUGUGACGGCUACAAAUUGCGCUGAGACUAAAAUGAAUAAUGCUGGAAGACCUGAACUCUUGAGGAAAUAUAAUUUGAACCUUCAAUGAACUGAAGUAAAUGUUAUAUUAUAUAUAAAACUAUUUCUGUUAUAAUUAUUAUUUGAGUACCUUAACACAUUGACGAAUAUUAAGUUAAAAUAUUUAGCACAUCUAAUUUCAAAGAAUCUUUUAUUUUUCACUUUGUAUUAUUUUUCUAAUUGACGCUAUGGUGUAGAGAAAUUUUAAAGGACACGGUAUAAAUCCAUAAUUACUGUCAGUGAUUAAAUUGCGUUCAUUGGAGGUUCAUUGCAUAGGAUGUAUUCGUACCAACGUUAAUUAAUUCAAAUUAUAUCAUUGAAUAUGUUAUUCUGAUUAUUAUAUAACAUAAUGUUACUGUUAAUAUUGAAUGGUACAACAUUUCAGUGAGUUUGUGUUACUUAGUUUUAAUUUUUGUAUUAGUUAUUAACUCGUGGCAUUUUAUACAAUAUGCUUUUAUCUAUGUUAUCAUGCUUAGUGAUCCUUUUUUGUUAUUCCAUAAUACGCGUGCUUGUCAAGUGCGAGAAAUGGAUGUAUUGUAAUUUAUAAUUGUAUUUUCGUUGCCAAUUUUAAUAUAUUUUAUAUUGUGUUGCAGAUUGAUACGAGAAAUGUAAAUAAAUAAAUAUAUUUCAUUGUUUUAUGUGAGUUUGUAAAUUAGUCUUUUUUAUUCGUUAGUGUAAGUUGGAACAUGUCAAUUCUGAUAAUAAUAAUCUUCUCCUAAUCUUACAAUAAUAUAUAUUGACAAUGUUAAAAGCAUUAAAAAAACUUUGCAUCUUUGAAACGCACAUAUAACCUUCAUUUUAAAUGUGUUAAUGAUAGUAUGUUUUGUAAAGGCGGUAGAUAGAUAUUUGUACACGUUAUGUAUAAAUUUGACUGAGCUGCACAUGUAUUUGUAUGUUUUGUGUAUGUAGGGGUGUACACAAGUAUUCUCUAUUACGCCUAUAUUGGUUACAACAGAUAUGUGAUUAACUAGUGAAUUUUUGAAAUGAAAAUUUUCGUUAUUCGUUAACGUAGAGGAUACAAUAUUAAAUAAAUACAAUGAACAAUA